AGUAAAGUGCCAGUCGGCGGCAGGUGUCAGCCACUGCUGCCCGCUGGUGAAGGAGUGAUGGCGCACCGUAACAAAACCUCCGCAGCCGCCGUGCAAGUAUUUCGAGGAACUUUGAUGCACGCAACCGCCGAAGAAGCCGUGCAGGUCCUGGAAGAUGCGCUGCUUGGCGUCAACGCCGAGGGGAAGAUUGCCUUCAUCGGGGAAGGCAAGGAUCUGUUUGAUCUGUCAGAAACAUUUGGAUUCAGCACAGCUGCUGUCAGCCAACUGGAACAACAUGAAUUCUUCAUGCCAGGGAUGGUGGACACUCACAUCCAUGCACCGCAGUACAGCUACGCCGGCACGGCCCUCGACCUGCCGCUGCUCGACUGGCUCAACAAAUACACUUUCCCCGUUGAGUCACGGUUUGAAGAUUUGACUUUUGCCCAGAAAGUCUACACUCAAGUCGUGAGGAGAACUCUGAGGAACGGAAGCACCACCGCUUGUUACUUUGCUACCAUCCACACCGACGCCUCUCUCCUCCUGGGACACAUCGCCAACGACUUGGGACAGCGAGCCCUGGUGGGUAAAGUGUGCAUGGACCAGAACAAUUGUGUGAAACAUUACAAAGAGAGCCUUCAGGAGUCCCUGGAGGAAACACGACGGUUCAUUUCGCAGCUCUUGGCCAAGAAGUACACUCUCGUCAAGCCAGUGGUGACUCCUCGCUUUGUCCCGUCGUGCUCUGGGGCCUUGAUGGGACAGCUGGGACAGCUUGCCAAGACUAACAACCUGCAUAUUCAGAGUCAUAUUAGUGAAAAUAUUGAGGAGGUGAAGAUUGUGAAGGAGGGCUUCCCUGAUUAUGAUUCCUACACCGAUGUCUACCACAAACACAACCUGCUUACCAACAAGACCGUGAUGGCGCAUGGUUGUCAUCUCAGUGAUGAAGAGUUGUCUUUGUUCCGAGAAACCGGAGCCUCCUUGUCGCACUGUCCCAACUCCAACAUCUCGUUGUGCAGUGGGAUGCUCGAUGUACGUAAAGUCCUGAAGCACAAAGUGAAGCUGGGCCUGGGAACAGACGUGGCGGGUGGCUACUCUGCCUCCAUGCUGGAUGCUGUGAGGAGAGCCAUAGACACGUCUAAAAUCUUGACCGUCCAGGACCCACACUAUGAGACGCUCACCUUUGAGGAGGUGUUCAGACUGGCUACACUCGGAGGCAGCCAAGCGUUGUCUCUUGAUGACCAAAUUGGAAAUUUUGAGGUGGGCAAAGACUUUGACGCACUGAGAGUGAAUGUAGCAGUUCCUGGUGGGCCCAUUGACUUGAUGCAGUCUGAGAAGCCUGAGAUUUAUCUGGAAAAGUUCUUGAAUUUAGGUGACGACCGCAACAUAGUAGAAGUUUAUGUGGCUGGAAGGAAAGUGGUGCCGUUGCCCGAGUAGAUCCAAUGCCUGGAAGAUCCAUGGCAUUCCUGGAAAUGUUGCUUGAAUUGCAUUUGUUCUGAAAUUAGUCAUAUUGUAUAACAUUCGAGUCACAAUGCUUGAAAUGAGUCAUAUUGUAAAAAAAUUUAGUCACAAUGAGGCUGUCGGGUAUUAUCGCAAUUGUGAGACAUUUCUCUCAAUUGCAGACUCUGUGUACUGUAACUGUAAGGACCGUUCUGGUAACAGCCGCGUUUGUUUCUUCUAUCUGGUGCACUUGAAAUACUGUCACUGUUUGGUUUCAGAUUUCAAAGGCACAUUGUUUUAUUUUAAAUCUCAACUCAAAUCAAAACUGUUGCCAUGUGUGAUGGGGGUACCAUCAAAAUCCAAAUACUUGAUGGUGUGUAAUUACCAGAAGCUGUGGAAAUUCCAUGAAGAGAUUUCCAGUUAAUGUUAGGAAAUAAAAUCUAUUUUACGAAA
Messenger RNA from Nerophis lumbriciformis (worm pipefish), 1866 nucleotides. It is a transcript of the gene gda, whose product is annotated as guanine deaminase. Gene Ontology annotation, cellular component: cytosol. Gene Ontology annotation, molecular function: zinc ion binding; guanine deaminase activity. The record is from RefSeq and is a predicted model, not a curated record. Gene Ontology annotation, biological process: guanine catabolic process. Lineage: Eukaryota; Metazoa; Chordata; Actinopteri; Syngnathiformes; Syngnathidae.